Formica exsecta is the source of this 6177-nucleotide messenger RNA. RefSeq lists its product as uncharacterized. The transcript has 6 exons. NCBI's taxonomy places the organism in Eukaryota, Metazoa, Arthropoda, Insecta, Hymenoptera, Formicidae. The coding region runs from base 1777 to 2868 and encodes 363 amino acids. The record is from RefSeq and is a predicted model, not a curated record.
CUGCCAGGCGCGACGCGAGUCAGUAGUGCCCGUGUGUAAAAGCCUAUCCGCCAGUCUUCUUCGCUACACUUCGGCCGCGCUCGGUCGAUCCCGCUCUCUCGGGCUCCUCUUCUCUCCCUUUUCCCUCCUCUAUCGUGUGCGCGCGAUCGUUACUCUGAGAGAACGUCCGCGAGCGCCGUGGAUCCGCGGCAAGUGAAAAGCCGAUGAGAGUUCGUACGACGAGAGUUUCCGGAUACGACACGGGAUAGGACAUUCGGCGUUCGACGCCUGUCAUCGGCGGAUACCAGCGCGCUGGUAUUGCGACGACUCGAUUCCCGAAUAACGACCGCAACCCGAAUUGGAAUACUCGUUGACGUUUGAGCGGCGUGGGUAGAGAAACUGUGCGCUGCAGUGCCCUCUCAAUGGGGAUACAGAUAUCCCGUGAGAUAUUGGGAGAGUAUUUCCCGUGAGAGAUUUGAAUGAUACUUGUAUAAUAGCUUGAAUAAUGUAUAUCGCAUCGAGGAAUUGAAGAGCUCUGAAAUUAAUCAAGGAAGCAUAAUAUUGUGCUUUCCGUUAACGAAAUCUAGACUGAGAUCAAGACGGCAGCGCGGUUGUUUUGCAAACGGAAACUUUGAAUAUCGGUUAUACAAUAUGAAGCAGGAUUUCGCGUUAAAAUUAAGGAGGUUCUAGUUGAUUAAAGCAUAUACAAUAUUCUAUCCUAAUAGUGUGAAAAUAUUAAGUUUAAGAUAAAACAACGAUACGAAGACAGAAAAUCUAUAUAAUUACAAGUUAAAGCAGGAUAACUUGAAUGAAGCGAUCUCGAGAUAAACAACAAGACAUUUAAACUUUGAAAUUGAUCAAGGGGACCAAUCUCUGAUAUUCAACAGGACAAAUUAAUUGUGCAGAUAGCAGAUCUAAGCAACAAUCGCCAGCAGAAUAGGAUAGCGAGAUUAAAUAGUUUAUUUUUGGAGCGCUUCUCUCUCUCGAGACAGAGCAUGCUCUCUCGAAUAGCAACACAUAUGCAGCACGAGACAAAAAAUAAACACAAGUCGAGACAGGAUAACUGACACGAUAUCGAAAUAAGCGUUGGAAUUAAAUAUUCUGCAUUCGACCACACGCGAAUUAAAAGGAAUAUUUAUAAACUUGAUAUCCGGCACGAGACAACGCACAUCCGCUGCGUGUUCCCGUAGAGUCCGCGUAUCCAGCACAAGAAGAGACGAGUCUCAACUGCGACGAGCGCGAUCAAGCCGGUCGUUGCACUUCGCCUGCUCAUUCUGGUAAAUCUCCUCCGGGGACGCCUCCUCGCAAUAUACCGUUACUAUCACGAUCGGACGAGGCCUCCGCCUCUUGUCUCGUGUUUUACUCGCACGACUGUUCCACAUCAGACUUUCCGAUUUAAACGAGAACGCUUCGAGUGUUUAUUUUUUGUAAGACAUCGCGAAUCGGACUAAAAGGAUUUUAGUUCGAGGUCGUAUCAACAGAUUACAAUUAGUCCGCGUAUAAUCAAAUCGACGACAAAACGAACUUCGGAUAGGAAGAAGCGUGUGACUUCUCGAUCAUUCUCGAAAACAUCCAGUAAAUUUCAAGCUAGUGUAAAAAGUGUUGAUCGUCGCGUGGAAAGAGGACAGUCGGGCGAUACACGAGAAAAUUUCAAUCGCUGUUAUGCGCGCGCUAACCGAAGCGAUGAAGCAUCGCGCGAUCAGCUGACUAGUCGAGUUAUUCGGCGGCCGUACCGCUGAUAAGGACACUAUCCGAGACAAGCACCCCGGGCGACACCCGCCGCCCGCUUGUUCUGUCAUGACAUUUGGCACGCCAUUCCACACCGAGAAGUCGCAGUUAGCCAGCGAGAAUUCCGCUCGGACCGGCAGUAUGGCGGUCGAAGAGGGGAUGCUGGGCGGUGGCCUGGGCGCAAAAUUAAAAUGCCCGACUCCAAUAUCGCGGUUGAGGGUGGAAAAGAUCGAGGGCGGUCUGAUGGUCGCCGGCGUAGUAAUAGCGGCGAACUGCCAGAUCGCACUUCCGGCAUUCGGUACCCUCUUCAUGCUCGUCGGCGCCGUACUCACUGCUGCGUCUUAUCGCGGUCCCGGUGAGGACGAGGAUAAGAAUUCGUAUGCCGCGCGCAUCGCCUUUACUGGCAAUUCCCGUAUCUUGGGGCCGAUUUGCAUAGUUGUGGGCGCCCUUAUGCUUGCCCUUGGCGUCCUGCUCUGCAUGCUUACAAGACGCGCCAGACGAAGGGAACGCAGAGUGGGCUUCCAUUGCCCGCUUCACGGGGAUUUCUACCCUCUUAGUCCAGUUCAGGGUAUCAAGAUGUUUGGGGUAUCUGGCAAGGACGUAAGUGGAUGGCCGAAGAUCCCGUGUCUGAAGGGUCGUGCUUCUAGCAAAGGGGGAAGCGGCAUGGGAGGACCACACGUGGGUCCACCACAGUGUCCGCACUCUGUUUUGAGCAGCACUCGCAGCUCCGUGAGUAGCUCGCCUAUGAGUCCGUGCCCGACCCCCAUGCCCUUCCUGGUGACUUCGGGCUCCGUCAGUAGCGGCAUGGUGCAAACCGUCGGAGCCAAUUUAUCGCCGGACCAAACAUUCGGAUCGAUCCGGUCGCUCUCGGUGACGAGGGAAGUUGCCAGUUUUCCUCUGUCGCGAACACCCACGCCGCCCCCGCAGCAUAGAACGUCGGCAUCGCUGGCGGCGAACCCCGAGGAGCUGGUGGGCGUCGAUAGCCCUCUAAGGGAGGCCUCCCCCAGGCCGGAGGUGCGCGUGGUCGCGCCAUCCCAUCGGCCGCCACCGACGUCCGUCCUGGCGGCGGCAAACGGCGGCCACCAUCACCACCAUCAUGCCGUCUCCACGGCGAACCGCAAAUCCGUCAGCAUACUGCUGCCCGAGCAAACCAGCGGAUGACCCCAGUUGCUGCAGCAGCAGCAGCAGCAGCAUGGCUUCGUACACCGUUGCGACGAGGCACCGCUCUCGAUUUAAGAUUCGUCGCUCGUCUUCGAGAGGACAUUUCCGACUAAGACGACGAUGAUGACGGGCGAACGCGUGAUCGUCCGGGUAACUGAGAAUUAAUUAAUCUCGUGAGUUCGCAUCACGCCUCCGAUCGGGCACAAUCUUUACGUACAGCGCACGAGUAACGCAAUCAGUCAUAAAUACGCUGGCUGGCUCGUUAAGGAACGAGUGAUUGAUGACCCGUUAAUGUCAUAUAACAUCAACCAUAGUUUGACUAACUCCUCGUACGUAUAUAGUUAGCUUGAUCGUUGUAGAUGCGAGAUCUCGAGAGAGAGUUAAACUAUGGCCGAUGUUAGGAGAGUGGCCGCGUGAAACGACCGGUUGUCUCUUAUCUCGCUCGAAUAACGACGUUCGUGAAUCGAUAUAAUCGAAUCAUUACGGAACAUCGCUGCUUGUGCGGAGAUGAUGCCCAAUAUUAAUCUCGACUGGAAACCGUGCUUAGUGUCUCCACAUUUUAGUGUUCGAUAGCAAGUUUCAUCAUUAAAUCGUAAGAUAAUUUGCCACAUGAGAUUUGAGAAUAUUUGGGAGAAUAUUAUGAUUAUAAAUUGUGCGUGUGCAUGUGUGUAUGAGUAUAUGGUGGAAAUUUUUCUCCGUAUUGUACAUAGUAUUCAACAGAAAUGAAAAUGACGACGUGGGAGAAAUUUUACAUUUCCGAACUAUGAACCCGUACGUGCUUCGAUUUACGCUCGCUGUAUUAUUAGAGCGUUCUUAUGCAUUAUUGAUGAUCUAGAGAGAUUCAACGUGCAGUACUGAUCAAAGGUGCUAUUUAACAUGCACACGUUGAUCGCUAUAUGAACCGGUAAUUUUACGUCGAAUAUUUUACGAAUUAUAUGCGAGUCAAAAAUUACAAAUUAAUGUUCAUCGCAGUACAAAUGUACCGCAGAAUAUGAUGUAAUAUGUAUAGAAAAUUAUUAAAUUCGUAUAUAAAGAGUAAUAGACAGCGGGACUACAGGGAGAAUUUUUACUUUGCUUGAUUUGAUAAGUAAAUAAAUUUACGUUGGAAGAACGUAUAAAAAAUUAUGAAGGUUUGUGUAACUUUGCUAUUUAGUUAAAAACUUAAUAAGUUUAUUGAUAUUAAUUUCAUAUAUGCAAUGAAAUUUGUAUGCAUUUUGCAAUAGACGAUACCGAAAUUAUUCUAGGCAAAUUGGAUUUGGAUUAUUAUAUUUUCACAGUUUGUAAAUAGAAUUCUGAUAACAUCUUUGCAGACUUUAUUAUCGAUGUGCUUUUUCUCUACCUCUAUUUUUUUUUUGCGAUCACGAUAAAAAGGAUGUAGUUUACACGGAUCGAAUUUUUCAAACAUCGUUAAUUCUUUCGAUGCCAUAUAAAAAAAAGAAAUGAUCUACGCAUGUGUUAUUUCUCUUUGCAUAUUAGAUAAUUUUUGCAAUUGAAAUAUAUGUCAGAGAAAUUAUUCAAUAUUAAAAGUAUCCAGAUAAUUAAGUUGUUAAAUGUUGUAUUCCGUUAAAAAUUUAAUUCUGUCAAAAUGUUUGCAAAUUAAUAUCAUGCACGCGAACAUGAUUACCUUUUAUGCAUCAAGAAUUAAUCUCGGCGCUACAUCAAAAUUCAUGGCAUCCUUUUUCCGCGCAUCGAAAGGGUUAACGUCUGGCAGAGAAAGACACCCAGCACGGUUUCGCACUAAUUAAAUGCAUUAAUUAAGUCUCAGUUAUUUUCGACUCGCGCCGGACGAUACGCCCUUCCUAUAUACAUCGCCAAGAGGAGCAGCAAGCUCUCGUGAUCACAGAGAUCCAAUAGCUAUACGUCGCAACGGCGCGCGUUUCUGGCCAAAAGUAGUUUUUAAGAUAUCCUCGCGCGCGAUUUUAGCACGUCCUUUUAAGGCGGGAAACACGAUCCAACGAAGCGAGAGAGGUUGAGAUUAUUCCGAAUCUUCUACUUUUUGCGAAUUCACCCUCUUUUAUUCUCCAACGCUGAAACAAAGUCUCAUGGAUUAUUAGAUUUUUCGUAACAACAAUCUAGAAUCACUGAACAAUUAGAUUUACAUUUUGUUAUUUUAUUUUAUUUUACAAUCUAGAAAUUUAAUUCAACCCAAUUUUUAUUAGCGAUGUAAAAUAGGCCUUUGAAAAAUAUUGAACGAGAGUGACUGGAGAAUCGACUUUAGGCUGACUUUGUAUUUCCCUGGGUAGGUAUUCUAUAUAUUCGAGGCAUCUUAAAUAUUUCGCUGACUUCGAUGUUUCAAGAACGGUCUUUGGUGCUUGAGGGAGGAAGGCAAGUUGAGCGGACGAACCGUCUUUUCUCUUGUGGCCCCGAAUUUCCGAUGUCGGUCACAAGAUGAAUCGAUAUCGCGAGAGCGGCGGAGAUUUCCGUUUUGAUCCAGGUAGGCAGAUAGGUAACUAAAUAGACAAGCCAUGUAAAUCGUUGGCAGACGUUCAAACUCGUCUAUAAAGGCCGAUGUUCGGCUCAAUUUGCGCAGGAUCGAAGUGAUACUCUUAUUUUUAGUCCGGACGGAUUAUCUCUGAGUCGUUCGAACUGAUUCAACGAAAGACACUUAACUGGCGCUCUGGUAUGCUGGUAUGCUAGUAAGAUAAUACGAUGGAUUCCGAUAUGAUAGUAGAAAGAUUCCUCACAAUCUAUAGUACGAUAAUUCAUCCUUUUUCUCGGUAUUGACGGUUUUUUCUUGUAACAUUUAUCAAUCCUUGUUAAAUCUAUUUAACUUUAAAAUAUACCACAUAGACAUUCACACUUCAUGUCAGACAAAUUUUUCAUAUUUUACGACUAUUAAAUAUUUGCUUUUGAAAAACAUUACGUAUAUUCAAUUGUUUAUUAUGUCAAAUAUUACCGAUGGAUUUACAGAUGCAUACAUGAGAAUUAUUUAUCACAUAUUGAAAUAUUACUUGUGAAUUUACAUAUACGCCUCUACACGAUCAAAUAACUUAUGUAAUUUUCGAGAAAUAACGACUGAAGAUUUAAUAUUUCCGGGUAAAAAUUAGGGCAUCUUCGGGAAGAACUAAUCAAAGUAUCGACUAGUAUCUAGUUGAGUCAGGACAAAACGAGGACUGGCAAAACGACUGUAAUUUUUGACAAUCUAUCUAUCAUAGAGAUAUUCGUGUUGCGCUAAAUCGCGAAAAAGAACAGUGGAGAAAAAUUAAGGGAAACUGUAACGAAUGGCAAGAUCGAAAUUUAAUUUGGUUGAAAUGAGUUUAAUGAGAAAUUGUAUUUUGAAUAACUGAAAAUAAUAAAGUGGAAGUAUAA